Moneuplotes crassus is the source of this 1513-nucleotide messenger RNA. NCBI's taxonomy places the organism in Eukaryota, Ciliophora, Spirotrichea, Euplotida, Euplotidae. The record is from the annotation of a GenBank genome assembly.
CUCUCAUAAUUUUAAAUAUGGAAAAACAAGAAUCCACGGCUGGCAUGAAGGCCUCCAACUUCGUCCUCGAAAACAAAGGCAAACUCAAAGAGUUCUACAAAAUCGGAAAACUGAUUGGGUCGGGAGCUUUCGGAGACGUCAGGAUCUGACUGCAUAAGGAGUCCAACUCUCAGCGAGCAGUCAAGAUUCUGUACAAAGCCAACAUGACUGAAGAAGACGAGAAAAUGCUUCUCAAUGAAAUCGACAUUCUGAAAGACCUCGACCACCCGAACAUCGUCAAGAUGUAUGAGUUCUUCCAAGAUGAAAAGCGCUACUACAUCAUUACAGAAAUUUGCAAGGGAGGAGAACUCUUCGAUGAAAUCAUUGACAAAGGACACUUCUCCGAGCAAGACGCCUCUGUAAUCAUGAAGCAACUACUUUCGUGUCUGAACUACUGCCACUCCAGAAACAUUGUGCACAGAGACAUCAAGCCAGAAAACAUUUUGAUGGAGUCCAACAAAGACUUCAACCAGAUCAAAGUGAUUGACUUUGGAAUUUCAGUCGUUAAGGAGCCCGACCAGAUGAUCAACGAAAGCAUCGGAACUCCGUACUACAUCGCUCCAGAAGUCUGGCUCAAGAACUACGACGAGAAGUGAGAUGUGUGGAGUGCAGGUGUCAUCAUGUACAUUUUGUUGUCAGGGACACCUCCAUUCAACGCUGCAUCGGACGCAGAAAUGAAGACCAAGAUCUUAGAAGGAACAUUCUCCAUGGAAGGCAAAGUUUGGGACGAAGUCUCUGAUGAUGCCAAAGACCUCAUCACCCAGCUGCUUACACUUGAGACUGACAAAAGGAUUUCUGCUGGAGACGCUUUGUCACACCCCUGGAUUGCAGAGCAUUGAGACCCCGAGUUCGACUCCAAGCUGGCUAAGAAUGCGCUGUUCAACCUGUCAAAGUUCAGGGCAGAAGAGAAAAUCAAGCAGGCCACCAUCGCCUACAUCGCCAGUCAGUUGUUGUCGAAGAAAGAGAAGGAGAGCCUCUCAUCAGUGUUCAAGGCCUUCGACACCAACGGUGACGGCAUGUUGUCCAAAGAAGAAAUCAAAAACGGAUACGAGAAAGUCUUCGGCUACUCCAUCAACGAAGAACAAAUCACAGCGAUGUUCAAGGCAGUCGACCUAGACGGAAGCGGGUACCUUGAUUAUUCAGAGUUCGUGGUGGCCACGAUGAACGAGAAGAACCUGUUCUCCGAGAAGAAGCUCAAGGCUGCCUUCAAAAUGUUUGACAAAGACGACAGCGGCUACAUUUCAGGAGACGAAGUCAAGGAGUCGCUGAUCAGGAUCCAGAAAUUUUCAGACGAUGAGAUCAACGAAAUCAUUGGACAAGUAGACGAAAACGGGGACGGGGAAAUAUCGUUUGAGGAAUUCAAAAUUAUCAUGACCAAAAUGAACGAGUAGGAGCAUAUGUUCAUCCAUAACCUUCUAUAUUCAAAGCAGGCCUUUCUUAUAAAAGAUUGAUUAUGAGUAGUAAUUAUCCAUUU